UGCUCAAAAUUAUAUGAAUUUUUAGGAUUUGUCUGAGGUUUGAUUUGAGUUGGGUUGGUUCUAAUGGAGUCAUACUGGACACCCUGAUAUCCGAGAAUAUAACAAACACCAAGAGCAAGUCAAUGGGUGCUUUUGAUCUCUCCGGAGAAAUAUCAAUUUCUAAAACUUGUUGCAAGCUAUCAAGGCGUGUGUAUAUUUUCUCGCAAUUUGCUCUUCCCAGUGGGGAGAAGGAUAAGGAGGUUGUACCAAGAUUUGUUGUGAGUCCGGACAAUGGGAGAACCUUCAGAGAAGAUUCUAGAUUAAAACAACCUGAGAGUUUUGGAGUAGGAAAACUAUGGAUGUGGUUUGAAACUCCUCUGCAGGCAGAAGAUCAUGUUACAGAUAUAUACCAGGAAAACCUUAAGAUAUAUGUUGAAGGAUACAGGCUGAAGGAUAAAUAUGUUACUAAGAAGAAAAUAGAGUUUCAGUAUCUUUAUCAUAUGGUAACUAUUUAUGUACCUAUCGACAUACAACUCUACAUAUAUAUUUAUGUACCUAUCUAUCUAGCCCUAUAUCUAUCUAUUUUCCUGUCUACAUAUCUACCUAUCUAUGACAUAUACCGGCGUGUAUCCUGGUUUACUGAAUCUGACGCUCAACCUGCUGGAUAUCAACAACCUAUUGGAGAACUAGUGGAAGCAGAGGAUGGAGGAGGAAUACUGGAUUUAAAGAUGCUUCAUAUAACUGUUAUAACCCCGCUCCAACGAACCAAUGCUACGGGCAUCAAAAUAAUUGACUCCCUCAGAUUCCGACAAACCCUGAGUGCCCGCCCAGGUCAGAAACGAAGACGACUAACUCAGAGUUCGAGAUCUUCCGGGAGUGUGUGCAAAAGUCCUGUUAGCAUAAGCUCUCCAGUAAACUCGGAAAGAAUUCAAAACGUGAUGAUUUCAACCCCAGUGGCAGGAAAUUCAGAGAUCUUAGAUUUGACCGUGGAAUCUCAAGGGGCAGGGGGAAAAGUGACAAAAAUGGAAACAGAAUCCGACUUAGAAAGUCUAAAUGCAUCAAGGGCAACCUCUAGAACUAAUAGUCCAACUAGCCCAGAGCCACCACACCAUGGCCAGCAGCCAUUCGAUUUCAGGACCAAAAACAGCAAAUCCGCGAAUUUAGUUGAGGGAAAAUCUACCAAAAUAUCAAAUCUUGUAGAUUCUAGUCAGCUGACCAGUUAUCCAGUUAUAUCUUCUAAUGCUGUAUUCCCUGCCUUGGACAGAUUUAUUAUUUUAUCCUCAAGUCAGAUUGUGUCUUCCUCUGGCGUUAUGGAUCUGUCCAUAUCAAAAUCAAGAAAUCAUGCUGUCAACUCAAGUUCUGUCGGCACUAUUUUUGUUCCUAAACCGGUUCUACGACCUAAACCACCAACAUCACUUCAUGGAACAAUUGUACACCAUGAGGCAUCAAGCCAGCGCCAUCUGGGUACUAAGAAUCUAGAGCGCAAGAGUAUAACAGCUGUGGCCAGCAGACAAAAGAUAUCUUCUGAAUUUGAGAUAUUGAAGCAACUAGAGAACCUCAUAGUGAUGCUCAGCUUAAAUCCAGGAGAUGCUGAUGUUGUUGCAACUUCAUUACUUCGCCUUAAAAAUCUAGAACCUGUUCUCUGCUCAGGAUUUACCUCGGAGAAGAUCAAAGAUAGGAUCUCCAUGGUGUGCUCUCACUUGAACCGUAUCAGUACCCUUUUCAAACCUGGAACAGAAAACGGAACUCAGUGUCGAGCGUUGCUGAAAAAAUUUGAGGAGAACCUUUGCGCUAGUUGGUUAAUAACAUAAAUGAACAUCGUAACUAAUUCAUCACACCUAUACAUAAAUCCACCAUCGAGAUUAAACAUUAUUAUUAUUGUCAUUGAUAAUAGUUCAAGUUUGUACAUUUGUAAUUUAGAUUAGUAUUGCUGACAAUCUAAUCCAUUGUCACUAAAAUUUGUGAUAAAAAACAAACGGCCAUAAUAUUUAUGUAUUGUACACUCAAAUUAAAUUGGAAGUUAAUUA
Molecule: messenger RNA, 2006 nt
Organism: Eurytemora carolleeae
Lineage: Eukaryota; Metazoa; Arthropoda; Copepoda; Calanoida; Temoridae
Exons: 14
Coding region: 123-1790 (555 amino acids)
Source: RefSeq, a predicted model, not a curated record